This is a messenger RNA of Linum trigynum, 7462 nucleotides long. The record is from the annotation of a GenBank genome assembly. NCBI's taxonomy places the organism in Eukaryota, Viridiplantae, Streptophyta, Magnoliopsida, Malpighiales, Linaceae.
CUUCAACUAGUUAGAGUCGAUCUUUCAACUUGUUAGGCUCAAUUAUCCAUUCUAUUAUCAAUAUUUUUCAUUCUUAAAGUGUUUUUCCCUACGUUUUAUUGUAAAAAGUAAAAUUUACUUGUAUUUUUUUUAACAACAUGUAAGAGUGGGUCGACCCGCCCCGCCCCGUAACCGCGCGGGUUUUACCUGCCCCGACUCAUACGUAUGAGAAGCCAUCAAGACUUCCCUUAAACUUAAACUUAGUUAGGGAAGUCGUAACGAUUCAUCCCCCUAACAUCUUAAACUUAUCGUGGUGGCUCUUCACCACGAACCCGAAGUAGCGUGGGGCGGGGCAUGGGAAUUGAGGUACCCGCCCCGCCCCAUUGCCAUCACUAGCUAGCUGAGUAAUGUAUCGAAAGAUAAUUGAGAGUAUAAAAAAUGAUUUUUUUUAAGAUUCUUUCAUGAUAUGUAAAUUGAAAACACAUCACAGAUAGGGAUGGCAAUUUUGCCCAUACCCAUGGGUAUUUUACUAUCCAACCCAAUUGGGUUGGGUAUAGAUUCCAAAUAAAUGGUAGAUGGGUAGAGUUUGAUGGAUUUGUAUCCAUACCCAUUUACUUGGGUUGGGUUGGGUUUUUAACACAUGGAUUUGGGUUUGUACCCAUGCCCAAAGGCAAAUUACAGUUUGGUACCUAAACUUAAUAGAUAUGCAGAUUUAGUACCUAAAUUUAAUUUUUUUGCAUAUAUGUCCUCAAAAUAUCGAUGGAAAAUUACGUUUUGGUACCUAAAUUUUUUUGGUCUUACAUUUUGGUACCUAAACUUUUCAAGAUUUACAAAUAGGUCCAAUUUUUGUGUGUGUAGUUAAAACACUCUCAAGUAAAUGGAUAUCCAUAUCCAACUAGGGGUGGGCAUCGGUGCGGUUUUGACCGCACCACACCGUAUUGAUAUAAACCGCACCGCAUCGCAUCUUAAUCGGACCGCACCGCAUGUUCGACCGCAAAGUUAUUGGUGCGGUCAAACCAAACCGCAUAAAUUAGCAGUUUGGUACGGUUUAUACUGCGCCGCAUUUUGACUGCAAUUCAUUAUGAUUUGUACAUUAUUAAAUAACAUUGACUCUGUUUCUUUCCGCCAAAACAGAGCAAUCCUACCGUGUGUAAAUGCCAAUUUCUAUGGAUUUCAUCACAGAAUCCAGGACAAGCUUCGUCUUCCUGCAAAUCUCAGCCCACGACCGUGCCUUAACCCCCUGAAGAAGCCUGGAAAAUUCCUCAACUUCAACCUCCUGUAGAACUUCAUUCACAACUUCACGUUCCAAUCCAAAUCCCGAUCCACUUACUUAGCCAUCCAAGUGAAGUUGAACUCAGUGGAUUGCUACUUGUAGGGAAGUAUGAAGUCCCCUAAACACAUAGACCAAUUGGCGCCAACGAUCUCCAAUUCCAUGGUGAGAUGAGAGAGGAAAGAGCACAGUGGAUGAUCCCCACAGUGUUGUCUUAUUCGUAAUGCAGUUGUGCCGAACAAGAGAUUAUGACUCCAGUAAAGCUUUUGGUGAAAUCAAUCAUUUUGAAAUGUAAGGGUUUCAAGCGGAAUCUACUAGGAACACGAGUUAGCAAGCAGAAAGACGGAGAACUCUGUUGCCUUGCCACCAAAACAGAGCAUGCCAAGUUUCUUUACCCUUUAGCCCAUUCACCAUGUUUCUCAUUAGCUGGUUGGUUGCUUCUGCAGAAAUAUUUAAAUCUAGUCACAGUAUUUAAAUUUAGUCUAGCUAUAAUGAUCGGGAGUCGAGAACGGGUAGUCGAGAAGGACGAAUAAAUCUGCAAAGAGAGAAGCAUCAUGGUGGUCGAGAACGGGUAGUCGAGAGGGACGAAUAAGUCGGGAGUCGGACGAAGGCGAGAACGGGUAGUCGAGAUGGAGGAAUCGGCGCUAGCGCCGCGACGAUACUUGCUCUUGUGGUGAUGAAGUUGGCGCUGUCGUCGGGAAGAAUAGAUCGGGUUGUGUGGUGAGAAUUGAGAGGCCUCGCUGAGUGUUGGUGGGAGACAUAGGGAUUUAGCGGAUUGCGGUUUUAAACCGCAACCGCACGGUUUCGGUCGAUCCGUACCGCCAACCGCUAACCGGUUGAGAAUUAGCCGCAAAUGAAACCGCAAUUUAAAUGGUGCGGAUUGGAUUGACCGCACAAGCGAUUUGGAGCGGGCGGAGCGGUUUGGACCGCACCAAUGCCCACCCCUAUAUCCAACCCAUACCCAUUUGCAUUAUGAAAGCAAUAUCCAUACCUAACUCAAACCCAUCUACAAACCCCCAAACCCAUUUACACUUCAUCCAAACCCUACCCAUACUAAAUGGAUUUAUUUGGAUUUGGGUAAAAUUACCCAUGGGUGAGUAAUUGCCAUCCCUAAUCAUAGAUGUUUAUAAAAAAAAAAAUUUGAAACUUAUAUCAAUUGGUUACUUUAUUCCAUGAAUGAAAUACUCCAUCAUUAAUUUUUAAUUCUAUAUUUUAAAUAUUUACUUGAACGCACUAAUUUGAUCUUCUUCUCUUCCACGAUAACUAUCUCAUGCAUGUUAAAGCACUAAUAACGUCAGGCAAACAAAUAUUGACAGAAAUUGGUAUUAUAUAUGAACAAUAUUACUAAGGACUAAAUGAGACAAAACGGGCAUGGAUCUGCCAGAGAGAUCGAUCCGUGCAUGGCAUUGGCAAUACAAGCUGACUGAAAUCCACUGAGGAUUUCAUCCAUCCAAUGCUUGAUAUCAAUUUGAACUCUGUGUAGCCUGUGGCACUGUACGUAUUUCCACUUGUAAUUGAACUCAACUUCAAGCGGGGAAUUAAUUUGCAAUAAUUAUUAAAUUUCGAAUUAUAAGAGAGGGAAUAGAUCUCCUGUAAAAAGAAAAAACUCCGCCCUGUAUAUAUAUAAACACACGUACAGUCUACACACCCUGUAGUAUUUCACACACACUUCACUCGCUAUCAGCAAACCAAAUUUCUCCCUGUCCUCGCGCUUCCCUGAAAAUUCUCUUCCUCUCCCCGAGUAGAAAUCCAAGUUUAUCUCCGACGGCCAUGGAUUCCUCGGCCGGAGGAGGAGUCAGCGACGUGGAGGCGCAGAAGGAGCACGAGAACGAGCAGGUUUGGGAGGAGAUCGGUAAGCUGCCGCCGGAGGAGCGAGUUCACUACGCGGUCCUCAACCGAACUCCUGCCGAAUUGGCGAGCGUAGUCGGCGGCGAUGACAGCAGCAAUAAUGAUAUUCAGUUGGCGGAGAAGAUCGACGUCAGGAAACUCGACCGCUCGUACAGACAGCUGGUCCUGAGGAAAGCUCUCGCCACGAGCUCUCAGGACAAUCACAAUCUCCUCGCCGGCGUUAAAGACCGUCUCGAGAGAGUCGGGAUUGAGGUGCCGAAGGUGGAAGUAAGAUUUGAGAAUUUGAAGGUGGAAGCCAAUGUGCAGACUGGCUCUCGAGCUCUGCCUACAUUGCUCAAUUCCGUCCGCGACGCCGCAGAGUAUAUUUCAACCAAGCUACGGAUAUGCCGGCCUGAGCGACAUCGUUUGACGAUCUUGAACGGGGUCAGCGGCGUUGUCAAGCCUGGCCGGAUGACCUUGCUCUUAGGCCCUCCGGGAGCCGGAAAAUCGACAUUGCUUUUAGCUCUUGCCGGCAAACUUGAUCACAACCUAGAGGUAACCGGAAAUGUUACAUACAAUGGGCAGAGCAUAGAUGAGUUUUAUGUUCAAAGGACAGCUGCAUACGUCAGCCAAACCGACCACCAUAUAGCCGAGCUGACCGUCAGAGAAACGUUCGACUACGCUGCUCGUUGGCAAGGCGCCACCAAUGCCUUUGGCGUAGGAUGCAUGGAUGAUCUUGCCAGACUAGAAGAGGAGAACAACACCCGUCCAAAUCCAGCUAUCGAUGCGUUUAUGAAGGCCUCAGUGGUCGGCAGCAAGCAACACAACAUCUCGACGGAUUACAUUUUACGUGUGCUUGGCCUUGAUAUAUGCGCCGAUACCAAAGUUGGGGAUAACAUGCUUAGGGGUGUCUCCGGUGGCCAGAGGAAAAGAGUUACAACUGGAGAAAUGAUUGUCGGGCCAAGGAAGACACUAUUGAUGGACGAGAUAUCCACCGGGCUGGACAGCUCAACGACGUACCAGGUUGUGAAGUGCAUGGGCAAUUUCGUCCAUCUAAUGGAAGGAACCGUGCUGAUGGCUCUUCUUCAACCUCCCCCGGAGACGUUCAAUCUGUUUGACGACCUUAUCCUGUUAUCAGAAGGGCACUUAGUAUAUGCUGGACCGCGAGAGGAAGUUCUGGAAUUCUUCCAAUCCUUGGGUUUCCAGCUGCCCCCGAGAAAGGGCGUAGCAGACUUCCUUCAAGAGGUUACAUCGAGAAAGGACCAAGCACAGUAUUGGGCCGACCCUUCAAAACCAUACGAGUUCAUUUCAGUGCCAGAGAUCGCCAGAGCAUUCAAAAACUCCAGGUUCGGGGAAUCACUUGCCUCCGCGGUGUCCCUUCCUUACGACAAAGCCAAAGACCAUCCUUCAGCGCUCUCGAACACCAAAUACGCCGCGUCGAGGUGGGAGCUUCUCAAGACGUGCUUCACUAGGGAGACAGUUCUAAUGAAGAGGCAGGGGUUUCUGUACAUCUUCAAGACGGUGCAAGUCACUUUAGUCGGCUUCGUCACUUGCACAAUGUUCACCAGGGCGAGGCUACAUCCAGUGGACGAGAUCAACGGGAACUUGUACAUCGCUUGCCUGUUCUUCGGCCUCGUUCAUUUGCAGUUCAAUGGGUUUGCAGAGCUGCCUCUGUUGAUAGGCCGCCUCCCUGUGUUUUAUAAGCAGAGGGAUAACCUCUUCCACCCUGCGUGGGCUUGGUCGCUAGCCAGUUUCGUGGUCCGUGUGCCUUACUCGAUUAUUGAAGCUGUGAUGUGGACCGUCGUUGUCUACUACUCUGUGGGGUUUGCCCCCAGUGUUGGAAGAUUCUUCCGGUUUAUGUUUCUUCUGUUUUGGAUGCAUCAAGCGGCAAUGUCUAUCUUCCGAACCAUGGCUGCAGUUGCAAGGGAUCCAGUGAUCGCCAAUACGUUCGCUUCAGCUGCAUUGUUGAUUGUGUUCUUGUCUGGUGGAUUCAUCAUUCCCAAAGCUGUAAUGAAGCCAUGGUGGGUUUGGGCAUCAUGGAUCUCACCACUAACCUACGGUCAGCGCGCAAUUUCUAUCAACGAAUUUUCCGCCGAGAGGUGGCAGGAGAUGUCUGCUGUCGGAAACAUUACAAUUGGAAACAACGUACUCCAUCAACACAGUUUGCCCCCGGAGGAUUACUGGUAUUGGAUUGGACUGGGGGUUCUAGUGCUGUUUACAGUGUUCUUCAACCUCGUGGUGACCGCUGCCUUGGCCUACCUUCGUCCUCUUAAAAGGGCGCAAACCCUCAACCCAGUUGAUCCAUCCAAGGAGGGAAGUGAUCAUCAGUUGUCAAACAAAACAAAAGCUGCUGAAGGUCAUGAGCGCACUAAACAGACUGGAAUGAUUUUGCCGUUUCAGCCACUGACAAUGACCUUCAAUAAAGUCAACUACUUUGUUGAUAUGCCCAAGGAAAUGAGGAAACCAGGAUCAACGGAGAAGAGGCUGCAGCUUCUAUCGAAUGUGAGUGGGGUGUUCUCGCCUGGAGUUUUAACAGCUUUAGUUGGAGAAAGUGGAGCUGGAAAGACUACCCUCAUGGACGUGCUGGCAGGGAGGAAGACCGGUGGGCUGAUAGAAGGAGAAAUCAAGAUAUCCGGUCACCCAAAAGAGCAAAGAUCGUUUGCAAGAAUUUCAGGAUACGUUGAACAGAACGAUAUCCAUUCUCCUCAGGUUACUGUUGAGGAAUCCCUUUGGUUCUCUUCUAGCCUCCGCCUUCCCAAAGAAGUCAGCAAAGGACAAAGAAAAGAGUUUGUUGAAGAAGUGAUGAGACUAGUGGAGCUUGAUAGCUUGAGGCAAGCUUUGGUGGGUGUGCCUGGAAGUACAGGUUUAUCAACAGAGCAAAGGAAAAGACUGACAAUUGCGGUCGAGCUUGUAGCCAAUCCUUCCAUCAUCUUCAUGGACGAACCCACAUCAGGACUCGAUGCAAGAGCUGCAGCCAUUGUAAUGAGAACUGUUCGUAACACUGUCGAUACAGGGAGAACGGUGGUCUGCACUAUCCAUCAACCAAGCAUUGAUAUCUUUGAAGCCUUUGACGACUUACUUCUGAUGAAACGAGGAGGCAAGGUGAUAUAUGGUGGGAAGCUUGGCGUUCACUCCAAGCAUUUGGUAGACUACUUUCAAGGAGUAGAAGGAAUCCCUCCAAUUGUUGAUGGUCACAACCCCGCUACCUGGAUGCUCGAAGUCACAGCAGCUAGCGUUGAAGAGAGACUCGGUGUGGAUUUUGCUCAACUCUACGCCAAAUCAGAGCAGUACAGGGAAGUGGAAGAGUCAAUAGAGCAGCUAAGUAUCCCUCCAGAGGGCUCACAACCGUUGACAUUCCCCACAACGUUCGCAAGAAAUUCCUGGUCUCAGUUUCUGAUUUGCCUCAAGAAACAGAACAUUGUCUACUGGAGAAGCCCACAAUACAAUGCUGUGAGGCUUAUGUUCACCGUCAUAGCCGCCUUGAUCUUAGGCUCUCAGUUUUGGGACAUUGGCUCCAAAAGGGACACCACUCAAGCUUUGUUCACUGUCAUGGGAGCACUCUACUCCGCGUGCAUAUUUCUCGGGGUGAGCAAUGCUUCAUCUGUACAGCCGAUAGUCUCGAUAGAGAGAACAGUGUUUUACAGGGAGAAAGCAGCUGGACUAUACUCUCCAUUAGCAUAUGCAGCUGCGCAGGGCAUCGUAGAGCUCCCAUACAUUUUCGCGCAAACAAUUCUCUAUAGCUGCAUCACAUACUACAUGAUCAACUUUGAAAGAUCAGCUGGCAAGUUUUUCCUCUACGCUCUGUUCAUGUUCCUGACCUUCACCUACUUCACCUUCUACGGGAUGGUGACCGUGGGCCUCACGUCGGCUGAACACUUCGCAUCAAUAGUCUCCUCUGCAGCCUACUCGUUGUGGAAUCUGUUCUCCGGGUUUUUGAUCCCCAAGAACAGCAUUCCCAUAUGGUGGAGGUGGUUCUACUACCUCUGCCCAAUUUCAUGGACACUGCAGGGCAUAAUCUCGUCCCAGCUCGGCAAUUUGGAGUCCAUGAUCACGGGACCAGGAUUCGAGCUCACCAUUAAAGAGUACAUGAAGAGUAACUUUGAUUACGGACCAGAGAAAGUUGGUAUCUCCGUUGCUGCACUGAUCGCCUUUUGUUUCGUCUUCUUCGCCACCUUCGCUGUCUCCCUCAAAGUUCUCAACUUCCAGAAACGAUGAUGACGACCACGAAGAACACAGCAUCAGACUCUACUCUGCUUCAUACCUCGGUACAAGUCUUUUACAAUACGAAAAUUCAAUACUACAAGUCUAUAAUGUUGCUCUCAUAGCUUCUCUAGUUGGCAUUCUUUUUUGGAACAUUGAUUGAGUCUAUAAACUAGUCUCAGAAUC